Molecule: messenger RNA, 3173 nt
Organism: Closterium sp. NIES-67
Lineage: Eukaryota; Viridiplantae; Streptophyta; Zygnematophyceae; Desmidiales; Closteriaceae
Source: the annotation of a GenBank genome assembly
GCUGGGGGGCACAAGCCAGUCGUAUUCGCCUAUCAGAUAGCACAGCAUAGAGCGCGAGAUAAGCCAAUCCGCUGUGAUCGUAAAGUGAGCUGUCGGGUUUCAUUCACUGAUGCGCGCGUCGCACCCACGUGGCCCGCUGGCUGGCAGGUAAACAACAUGCGGUGCGAGCGAUCCGUGGUGAAAAAAUCCCCACAGUGUGGCACGGGCCGCGGCGUGCCGUCACGGUGCCGUCUCCAAUCUCCCUGCCCUUUCCGCCAAGCUAGACGCCGAAGCAUGUGGUUCGCGUGCCGCGCGAAACCUUCUCUGUGGUUUGGCUGCGCCUUUGACCGCUCACUGAGAGAUGAUGAUGGCUUUUGAGGCGCCUUUCACCUUCUCACUCAGUGCAUGCCAUCGUCUAGGGUGACCAUGGUCUAGGGUGACCAUGGUCUAGGGGGACCAUGGUCUAGGGUGACCAUGGUCUAGGGGGACCAUGGUCUAGGGUGACCAUGAUCAUGCCAUGGUCAUGAUCAUCUCAUGCCAUUUCAUGGCCGAGGAGUCCAUUUUUGAGGCGCCUCAAAAAUAGACUCAGUGCAUGCCAUGGUCGUGGUCAUCGCAUGCCAUUUCGAGGGGCAGCAUGGCGCAGCGCCAGCCGCCUGGCGCAGCAGGCCGCGCAGGGGCGACCGGGGGGUUUGCCUUCCGGAAUCCGUACAAGUCACGCGACCGCGGCCCCCCGCGAGAGCCGCCGCAGAACCGCAUUGCAGAGAAGGCGUACAAGAAGUACUCCUUCUCGUCUCUUAUUAGCCGCAGAUAGGUUCUAACCUAGGACCAAGCCGGACUCUAGCCGUACUCCUCAGCGCGCCAACCCGCCACAUUCUAGGGCGAGCGUCGCCCCUGCCCAUCUUCCCUCACCUAUACCGCUCCGCUCAGCCCCCUUCCAGCCUUCCCUACCAGGGGAAGCCUGAUUUUCUAGGGAGCUCAGCCUCGAGCACCACCCCCUGGUCAAUGCCUCGAGCCUCAGCCUCAUGCUUGUUUUCUUCUUAGCAGGUAUCCUUUAAUAACUGAGCCGCACCUCGCCAGAGCACCUUUCAGUCAGUCACUGACUCACUGAGCGUCACCUGGCAUCGCCCUCCGGUCUCUUAGAAGUUAGCACCUGGCAUCGCCCUCCGGUCUCUUAGCACCUGGCUGCUGCGCCCGGAGCUCCACCCCUCAAGCGCCUUGUCUUGUACGAACAACUUGACACCCGCUCGGCUUAAAGCGCGUUCCUGGGAGUCUUUUUUGAGUGUCGGGACUCAAAAAUCGUUCCCAGGAGUCCCGACCCUCGAUAUGGCAGCCGUCCUCCUACAGCUUGCUCUCGUCCUCGCUGCCCUCCUCUCCCCGUCCUCGUUACAGCAUUCCCCGUUGCUAUCCGUCGCAGCUCCCCGCCGCAUCCUCCAAAACAACCCUACACAUACAGCUGCUACUACAAUUAGUAGUACUAGUACUACUAGUGAUAUCACUAAACCUGGGCCUCUGGUGGCGCAGCCUGCGACUUCGGGCUUUAAAGAAGCGCCUGCAAGACGAGAGGUUGCAGAAGUUCCCGUCGAAUGCACCACUGGUGUUACCAAUAAUAAUGGCAGUACUGAUGCUGCCGGUGGUACUGGUGGUACUGGUGGUGCUGGUGGUACUGGUGGUGCUGGUGGUGCCGGUGGUACUGGUGGUGCUGGUGGUGCCGGUGGUACUGGUGGUGCUGGUGGUGCCGGUGGUACUGGUGGUGCUGGUGGUGCCGGUGGUAACAGUGAUACCGGUACUAACGUCUUAGCAGCUUGGCGCCCCCGCCCGGACCGGUAUCUCCUCGCGCUGUGCUACUACGGGCGACUGUCCAACCAAGAAGCCUGCUUGCGCAACUACUUAGUAUUCGCCGCGCUGCUCAACCGCACGCUGCUGGUGCCGGACCAGGGCUUCGCGCACCACUGGAUCGACACAUACACGUGGCAAUGGGCUGACGUGGUGGAUUUUGAGCGGCUCAAGGGGUGCUUGGAGCCGGGGUAUGGGUCGAGAGCGGUGGAGAUGGUGGGGGAGGUGGUGGGAAGGGAGCGGCGGAAUGUGAGCGUGGAUGUGAUGGCGUGUGCGCAACGGGCUUGCGUGGACGAAUCGGAGAUGGGCCCUAACCGCAUUCCCUACGUUACCCUCCCCUCCUCUCUCCUCCACCCCACGGCCAACCUGUCCUUCGACCGCACAGACGGCCCCAAUCCGCCCCUCCCAAUGCUGCUCUCCGCACUCUCCCCCUACGCCGAGACAAGAAUUUUGAGCCUCGGGAAUUUGUACGGUGUGGGCAUGCACGGCUGCCCAAAGGAGCUCGUUUCGCACGUUCUGCCCUUCAAGCUGCCCGAGGAUGAACAGUGCCGGGACCUGUGGGCGCCGCCACGUGUCGUGCGCGGAUUCGUCAACGGGUUCAUUGAUACUUUUCUGGGGAAGGACUUUGCUGCCGUGCACCUGAGGAGGUCCGACUUUGCGUCUUACAUCGACACAAACAAGGACAGCCGCAACCCAGCGUACCUGCCGGUGGUGUCUGUGGCGCAGUUCAUAGUGGGGCGGCUGAGGGGCACGGGUGUCUCUGCUGUGUACCUUGCCACUGAUGCCAGCCCCUCUGAGAUCCAACUGCUGGAGAAGCUGCUGCUAGAGUUGGACCCUCCAAACCCACUCAUCCUCGUCCGCCUUCCCACCUUCCAUAAAGGCUCUUCAGAGUACCAGCAGUUCCCCUGGAUGCGAAGCUUCCAGGAAAGAGACUCGCACGAGAGCGGCAUUCUACGGGCCAUAGCAGAGAAAAACAUUUGUGCAGCUGCCCGGUACUUCAUCGGUACACCCAGGUCAACAUUUUCAAGCGACAUUUUCCGCAUGCGAGAAGAGAGGGAUGUGAGGUCAUCAAUUGACACUUUCAUCGGGCAGCCAAAAAUAUGAUGAGCCCUGGAUGGAUGGGCUUUAAAGGGCUGUCUAGUAGAAGGGUACGCUUCUCUGGUUGGAGGAGCCACGAGGAAUAAUAAGGCUGACUUUCAGAAGCAACCACGAUGAUUAAAUAAGGUGGUUGUUGUUGUCAGCCAAUAAAUGCCUUGUGCUUGAUUGGAGGAUUCAAUUACGGUAUUGGGUAUACUAAGGAACCUGCUGCCAGCUGAAUGGGAGAACCCCUGGGUCCCAGCCUGGUGCACAACUACAUUACA